AUGGCAUCAAAGAAUGUCUUUGCCGUAUUUGUAUGCCUGCUGGUGACAAUGGCCACCCUAAUGGAUGUCACUGGAGGAAUGUCAACAAUGGAGAGAAGAGGUCUAAGGGAUCAAGUCGUCGAGAUGUUUAACCAUGCCUACUCUUCUUACAUGAAACAUGCAUACCCUGCAGAUGAAUUAAUGCCUUUGAGUUGCAAGGGACGAUAUCGUGGCCGAGAGCGAUCACGGGGAGACAUAGAUGAAUGUAUGGGCAAUUUUUCUCUAACCCUGAUAGACUCCUUGGACUCUUUAGCUAUUCUUGGGCAGUUAGAUGAAUUUGAAAAUGCAGUACGACUUGUGAUUAAAAACACCAAGUUUGACAGUGACGUAGUGGUUUCUGUAUUUGAAACUAACAUCAGAGUUUUAGGAGGCCUUCUUGGUGGACAUGUAGUGGCCAGUUUUUUGAAGAAGAAACGGAAAGGAAUGCUCUGGUACAACAAUGAAUUGCGAGACAUGGCUAGAGAAGUGGGCAUGCGAUUACUUCCAGCAUUUAAUACAACUACGGGUAUUCCUUAUCCUAAGGUGAAUUUGUUACAUGGCAUUGAUGCUGAUCUGAGAAGUCGACAUAAAGACACAUGUACUGCUUGUGCAGGAACAAUUAUUCUGGAAUUUGCCGCCCUCAGCCGGCUCACAGGUGAAAGUAUAUUUGAGGAGAAAGCACGGAAAGCCAUGGAUUAUUUGUGGCAGCAGCGGCAUCGAGUGAGUGAUUUGGUUGGGACUGUGAUUAAUAUUCAUAAUGGUGAUUGGGUGAGGAGAGAAAGUGGAGUUGGUGCUGGCAUUGAUUCCUACUAUGAAUACGUGUUAAAAGGUUACAUUUUGCUGGGUGAUAACACUUAUCUCGAAAGAUUUAAUAAGCAUUAUGAUGCUGUGAUGAAAUAUAUCAGUCAGGGUCCUUUGCUGGUUGAUGUACACAUGCAUAAACCCCAAUCAACAUCAAGGAACUUUAUGGAUUCUCUUCUGGCUUUCUGGCCAGGGCUUCAGGUUUUAAAAGGAGAUCUUAAACCUGCCAUUGAAACCCAUGAAAUGUUAUUCCAAGUUAUCAAGAGACACAACUUUUUACCUGAAGCCUUUACCACAGACUUCAGGAUUCAUUGGGGUCAGCAUCCUCUAAGACCUGAAUUUGUAGAGUCAACAUAUUUCCUUUACAAGGCAACCAAUGAUCCCUACUAUCUGGAAGUGGGCAAGAAAGUAAUAGAGAACCUCAAUAAACAUGCUCGGGUUCCUUGUGGUUAUGCCUCCAUCAAGGAUGUUACAAUUGGAAAUCAUGAAGACCAAAUGGAUUCUUUUGUUCUGGCUGAGACAUUCAAAUAUUUGUAUCUUUUAUUUGCUGAAGAAGGAGAUUCCAUAAUUAAUGUAGAUGAUUAUAUUUUUACGACAGAAGCCCAUCUCCUUCCUUUAACUUUGUCCAUUUUCAACUCAUCUCGACAUAAUUCUAAAAUUCGACGAGAGUCUUAUCAGAAGAUCAAAAGUGAUCAGAAGAAAUACAAGAAAUCCCCUCCUCCAACUCGUGCAGACAAGCAGACCUGUCCUAAUCUUCGCUACCUUCACCGAGGCGAGCCAAACUAUGCCCACUCAGUGAGGGAGCAACUGAAGGAUAUGGUGGAAAACAUCAGUCCCAAGCCAAAAAAUAAUCGACGUCGAUUUCGGGCCAUUGACUUUAUGGCUGGUAAUAAGGAACAGCUUGAGAUUCUGGGUCGAAUGGGCAUUCGUUUGAUGACAAUGACUGAUGGCCGCAUACAGCUUCUGCACACAGCUUCAGAGCAAGAAUUCGUUAUACUCCAUUCUCCUCUGCAAGAUCUUUAUGCUGCCUCACCUAUGGAUGCAGAAGAUGGAAUGAAAUUUAUGCAAGAAAUGAUAGAACUUUCGAAAAAUCAGCAUAAUGAAGCUCAACAUGAGCCUCUCAUUGUUCAACUCCUUCCUCCGGCUGGAGAUGAAAAUACCGUGUUAAGUGCUGGACCAGCCCAGUUUGGAUACAACCUAAAAAACUCAUCUCCAAUCCAAGGCCAACUGGUGAUUGCAGACCCUUACAAAGCAUGUACACCUUUGACUAAUGCUGAAAGUAUCAAGGGUUAUAUUGCAAUUUUGGAAAGAGGAGAUUGCAUGUUUAUUGAAAAGGCAUCAAAUAUUGAAGCAGCUGGAGCUAUUGGUGGGAUUGUCAUUGACCACAAUCAUGGAAGCAGCAGUGAUACCUCACCAUUAUUUGCCAUGUCAGGGGAUGGCCACCGUGAUGUCGGUAUUCCACUUGUGUUUCUUUUUCACAAAGAAGGGCAGAAAUUACUUGAAACCCUCAGUGAAAAUUACAGCCUAGAAGUCUUAUUGGCACUUGACCCUCGACCUUCAGCAUCCCAGACGAAGACUCCUACAGAUGUUCCCCCAAAAAUGACCCCAGCAGUUGGCACGAAUCGACCACGAAAGACAUUCCAGCACCUCAAAACCAUUCAGUCCUUCCAGACUCCACCUCAUGCAAUAAAGGCUGAAGAAUUCCUCUACCAGCCUGCAAUGGACAGGAAACCGGAACGGACUAACUUUCCCCAGUUGGAUUUACAAAGUCAGUAUCUACGAGCUAUUACGAGGGUCCUGGAAGCAGCAUAUUUCAAUUUUGGCAAGUUGGACGCCAGUGAGAAAGUUGUGCUUGACCAGCUGGCCUUUGAGCUGAUCAUUAUAAAAGAUGAACCACCGUUUGGUAUGAAGGAGAAGAGUGUUGCCGAUGAAUCCAAUACACAUACUCAGAAGGAAGAUGGGGUUGAGAAAGAGACUGGAAACAGAGAGAAGGAGCAAGACACAGAAGGCCUCUCUCAGGAACAAGACACUCAGAUCAAUAUUGAACCUAAUACUGAAAAUUCACAAAGUGAUAAUGAGGGUAGUAGCAGUUCCCAAGAUGGGGAGAACGUAGCUGAACCACACCUUUGGUUAAGGAUCCUAUCUGAAAACAGUAAAAAUGAUAAUGGAGUUUAUUUUGAUAAGAUGGAAAGAAAAACAGAUGUGACGGAAAAUAUAGAAGAAGCGGAUCCCGAUGAGAAUGAGAAACCUGAAGAUAUUCAGCUGCCGAGUUUUCCAUUUGGGGAGGGUGAUGCUGGGCAGCAAGAACAGUCUUGUCCACUUACUAUUUCUCUCUCUCUCUCUCUCUCAGUCUCACUCAUUUACUAUUUCUCUCUCUCUCUCUCUCUCCCUGGCCUAUUUCUGGAAAUUUCUAAGUUUCUUGAUGGCGCAUUUUCUUUCAUUCUCUUUUUUCUUCUGCUUUUUUUUCUCUUAAUCAUUCUUUCUUCCUCUCUUCAUUUAUUAUGGAACUUUUCGCGUUUCAUUCGAUUUUUUUCUUUUCUCAUUAUUUUCAUUCCUUUUCUCUAUUUACUCAGCUAUGACAUUCUUUCUUUCUCUUUUACUCAUUUUUACUUAUUAUUUUUCUUUCUUCUCUAUCAUACAUUCUUUCUUUCUUUGAUAUGCAAUCUGUUUUUUUUUCUUAAUAUUCCUUUCUUUCUUUCUUUCUUUCUUUCUUUCUUUCUUUCUUUCUUUCUUUCUUUCCUUUCCUUUCCUUUCCUUUCCUUUCCUUCUCUGUUACGGGCUGAUUCUUUCUUUUUUUCUUUCUUUCUUUUGUGGAUAUGCAUUUUUCUUUUAUUUUUCUUAAUAUCUCCACACUCUUUGCAUGUUGAUUUAUUUUUUCUUCUCUGUCACGCAUACAUUCUUUCUUUCUUCUUUGCUACAAAUUCGUUCUUUCUUCUCCGCUAUGCAUUGCUUCUUUCUUUCUUUCUUUCUUUCUUUCUUUCUUUCUUUCUUCUCUGCUACGAACUACCUGUUUCUUUCUUCUCUACCAUGGAUUCUUUCUUUCUUUCUUUCUUUCUUUCUUUCUUUCUUCAAAGCGUCAGUUGUCUCUGUUUAUUUUCUUUCCUUCUUUUCUCUAGAAUCUUCUCCAUUUCUUUAUUUAGUUCUGAUCACUUCUCUUUCUCCUUUCCUCAAAAGAGUCGACAUCGUUUUUUUCUUUAUCAAAGAAACUUCGGUAAUAUUUUUUGCAUUUAUCAUUUCUUUCAUAUUAUUUCUUUGGUCUUUUGUAUGCAUUGCUUCUCUUCUUUCUUUCUUUCUUUCUUUCUUUCUUUCUUUCUUUCUUUCUUCUGUUACAGGCUCUUUUUUGUUUUAUGUUUCUUUCUUUCUUCUCUGUUACGGAUUCUUUCUUUUCCUUUUUCUUUCUUUCUCUCUUUCUUUUAUCUCUUUUAA
This is a messenger RNA of Acanthosepion pharaonis, 4245 nucleotides long. NCBI's taxonomy places the organism in Eukaryota, Metazoa, Mollusca, Cephalopoda, Sepiida, Sepiidae. The record is from the annotation of a GenBank genome assembly.